Magallana angulata is the source of this 2210-nucleotide messenger RNA. Its product is annotated as zinc metalloproteinase nas-36-like. The record is from RefSeq and is a predicted model, not a curated record. Lineage: Eukaryota; Metazoa; Mollusca; Bivalvia; Ostreida; Ostreidae. Gene Ontology annotation, molecular function: metalloendopeptidase activity; zinc ion binding. Gene Ontology annotation, biological process: proteolysis. Gene Ontology annotation, cellular component: membrane. Bases 13 to 2124 code for a protein of 703 amino acids. The transcript is spliced from 20 exons.
CAACCUCCAACGAUGAAGUUUACGUUGGUAUUCUUAUUUUGCAUUGUCUCUACAACGAUAGGACUCAGUGAGGGCUUCAAAAGGGGAAAUCUCUUCGAAAGUAUUCUUCAAACGAACGAAAAACCUAGCAAUGACGACCCUCUGGAAAAGGACCUUGACCCCGAUUCGGAUUUAGAGAAUGAUGCCGAAAAACAGAGUGUAGAUACAAAGAAUGGAAAAUUCAAACCAAAGAACAUUCAUCCUGAGUUGAAGAAAUAUCUACAAAAUCAGAAAUACGACCACCAUAUUCUGAACUUCCCAAAAGGCCUGCCACACCCGGAAGAAAAACAAAGCACCCCUCUCUCUAAGAGAAAUUUUAAAGAAGACUCUCCAUUAUUGUGGCAAAAUGGAGUUAUUCCAUACGUAAUAGACUAUGCUUCUUUCGAUUCCUCUGAUGCAAGCGGACUGUAUAAUUUAAUCUACUGGGCUGUAGAGAUCAUUCACAAUUCAUCGUGUGUCACAUGGAAGCCGAGGGAGAACGAACAAGAAUAUGUCAGGAUUUUCAAUGGAGAAGAUUGUUCUUCAGUUGUUGGAAAAAGUGGAGAUAUAAGCGAACUAACCUCUGGGCAAACGCUGUCUCUAAACAGCUCAUACUGUCUCUAUCUGGACGUAGUUAUUCACGAAAUGUUACAUGCUAUGGGAGGUGACCAUGAACAAACUAGAGGAGAUAGAAAUAGACAUGUGAAAUUUAAUUGGGAUAAUAUGAUUGAAAAAAAUGCUUAUAACAAUUUCUUACAACCGACAAAGAAUGAUGCCCCUUAUGACCUCUCAUCGAUUAUGCAAUACGGACUUUGGGACUUCAGUAAGAACAAAGAAAAGGUCAUGGAAUUGAUCAACCCUGAUCUGGAGUACCUUGUGACAGAGGGUGGAAAGACCCUGACUAUUUACGAUAUAGCAGAAAUAAACGACGCCUAUCAUUGCACAGCAAGUUGCACCAAUGUGUGUAAAAAUGGCGGUGUUCUUAAACAGUCCAACUCAGUCUGUAGCUGUGCUUGUCCCCCCGGACUUAGAGGGCCAGACUGUUCCCAGUUAGACACUAGUCCAGGUUGCGGUGGAUUCAUCAUCCUGUCAGAGGGACAAACCUCAGCACUAAGUCUUAUUAACUACGUUUCCUCUGGUCUAACCUGUACCUGGUUGGUGAAGGGUACACCUGGAACAAGAAUUAAAGCAAAAAUAAACGCCAUGAAACUGCCUUACAGUUCACAGUACGACUGUUAUCAUUGGCUCGAGUUUAAAGACAAUCUGAUUGGACAAUCUGGAAAAGAGGAAUGUGGGGACGUCGGUGGCGCCGAGUUUGUGAAGAGUCUGUAUGGAGACCCGUCCAUGAUGAUGAUACGAUUCAAUAGUGCCAAGCACAGUGACAAGACACCAGGACUAGGCUUUAAUGUCACAGUGGAAGCAUAUCGCUCAGGUUGCAUCGGUUUUCCUUGCAAAAACGGAGGAAAAUGCACUGAAACUGAAAAUGCUGGUUUUGUUUGCACAUGCGCGGAAGACUGGUCUGGUUCAACCUGUGAUUUUCUCGGAGCUGAUUCAACCAAUGUGUGCACACUAGAUAACGACUUGUACACAUGUGCUUUUAAACAGGACAGAACCGAGUCCCAGUUUCAGUGGGAAAUAUCAUCAAUUUUUCCUGCAAGCACAAAUAACAACCAAGCUUUGAUUUUAUACCCUCUUGGGGAAUAUGAGGUUUGCGACGGAUCGAAGUCAAUACUAACAACUUCGGCUACAUUUGAAGCAAAUAAGAGGUGCUUGUCAUUCAGGUACAUUUUCCCGACCAAUAAUAUAACCGACAAUUUUCCUUCGUCGGUCUCCAUAUUUUACGAAGGGGACGGGCUAGCUAAAACAAAUGCAUUAAUGCUGACCAAGGAGAAUGCUACAGAAGCGUGGGUAGACCAAGAAGUUACCAUUCCAUCUGUUAACAAUCUGAAGUUGACCAUUGAGGGCACGCUAGGAAAUCAAGAGGUUGUUCUAGAUGAUAUAACCAUUAAACCCAAUGGUUGUGGCGAGUCAGUACCGUGCUUUGAUUUCAACCCGUGUAAGAAUGGUACCGAUUGUGUACCAUCUCAUCAGCAAGGACCUCGUUGAGGGUGUUGUAGGAGACGACUGGGCCGGAGACAUCGCUAUGAACGUCUGACCGGCUGUGUCUGUUAAUAGUCGACUUAGAAAUCAUA